AUGGGUCCCCACACCAUCGGCUUCUUGACCCGGGACUUCGUCUCCUCUUGUGUGUCUGGAAAUCUCGUCCCCCUCCACGUCGUCAAGGGCGCCGGCCACGAAUUUAUUCCCCUUCCCCAAGGCGAAAACGCAACCCUUGCCGACUUUCACACUACUCGCACCCAGACAGAGUCCCCUGCGCAUUUCACCUCCGGUUUCUACAAGAUCCAGGCUGGCCCUGCUCGUCCUGCCCAUUACGCUUUUGAGGAGAGCAAGUAUGUCCUCAGCGGUCAGAUUGACAUCCUGGACGAGGCUACCGGCGUCACUCACCAUCUAGUCCCCGGUGACUUUGCUUUCUUCUCUGUCGGAACCAAGGUUCAGUUCUCCACCAAGUCCCAGGGUCUCGCUUUCUACGCCGUCACCCGCCCGGUCCGCACUCCCCACCCCAACUUGCAAGGACGUGAGGAGAGCAAGUCUCGUCUGUGA
Penicillium argentinense is the source of this 465-nucleotide messenger RNA. Its product is annotated as ethanolamine utilization protein. Bases 1 to 465 code for a protein of 154 amino acids. The record is from RefSeq and is a predicted model, not a curated record. The transcript is spliced from 4 exons. NCBI's taxonomy places the organism in Eukaryota, Fungi, Ascomycota, Eurotiomycetes, Eurotiales, Aspergillaceae.